Molecule: messenger RNA, 1296 nt
Organism: Parnassius mnemosyne (clouded apollo)
Lineage: Eukaryota; Metazoa; Arthropoda; Insecta; Lepidoptera; Papilionidae
Source: the annotation of a GenBank genome assembly
UUGAAAGCUGCUGGAAAGGAUAAUAAAAAAAAAAUUUGGAAUGUUGUUAAAAAUAUAAAUAACUUAAAUAAACCAAAAGAGCUACCAGCUGAACUUCUCAAGAUUGAAAAUAACCCGCUUAGUUCCGUCAACUUUAUAAACACUUUUUUUGCAAAUAUAGGCUCUAACUUGUCAAAUAAACUUAAAAUAGAUCUUCCGCCUCUUCCUACCACUGUAAAUCCUGUAACAGUCAAAAGUAAGUCUUUUGUCCUACUUAAAACAAGUGUAGAAGAACUCGAACGUCUCAUUCUUAAUCUCAAGACUGAUUGUGGUGCUAGCUGGGAUGGUAUUACGCCAAAAAUUUUAAAAUGUCUUAAAGAACUUAUAAUCCCCCCACUUAAUCAUAGCUUUAAUAGGUGUCUAGAAGAAGAGCUAGAGAGACUCGCUACAGUACUACAUUCCACGCAACAGGAGAAUGCUCUUCUUCGUGCACAAAUCGAAGGUAAGCCUCUAAAAACAGAGGAUACUCCCAUAAACGAACUUUCCCCUCAAGUUUGUAAAGUAGCGCCAAAGGUACCUCCCUUUUGGCAUCAGAAACCUGCCUUGUGGUUCGCACACAUUGAAACCCAAUUUCGUGUAGCGGGAAUCACAGGGGACCAGACCAUGUACGACCAUGUCAUUGGUCAACUGGAUUUUAGGAUUACAGCUGAGAUUGAGGACAUCGUUACAAAUCCACCUAGGACUAACAAGUAUGAACACCUAAAAACGGAAAUCAUACGUCGUUUAUCACAAUCUGAAGAAGAACGUGUUCGACAGCUUCUGAACGAUGAGGAAUUGGGCGAUCGUAAGCCAUCCCAAUUCUUAAGACACUUACGUUCUCUAGCUGGGAGCACACUCACGGAUGAGAGCAUUUUGCGUCAACUUUUCAUGCGCCGCCUGCCACAACAUCUUCAGGCAAUCCUUGCUGCAAGUGCUGACCCACUUGAUGAUAUUGCAAUUCGAGCGGACAAAAUUCUCGAAGUAGCUCCUAGCCUUGCAUCAUCUUCGAGCCCGUUUGUACAUGCAACUUCUGCAUCUUCUUCAGGUCCUACAUUUGACCUAUGUGCUCUUGAUGCUCAGGUACAACAGCUGUCUGCAACAGUUGCAGCGCUUACUCGAACUCGAGAAAAUCAUCGUAGUCGAAGUAGAAGCAAGUCUAGGAACCGCACACGAUCUGAUGGUAAGUUAUGCUGGUACCAUUGGACGUUUAAAGAAAAGGCAAGCAAGUGCGUUAGUCCUUGUUCAUGGCAAGCGGAAAACUGUCAAGCCAGUCAGUAG